UGGCAUGCACAUCACUAGUUAUCAGUGCGGGUAAAAGCGCAACGAUUGUGUGACGUCAUAAAGUGCCGUUCGCCUCAAUUGUGAAUCUUGGAAGACGCUCAUCCUGCUAUCAGAAUGCCAAAACAAAAUUGAGGACAAAGAAAACAAACAAGGAUAAGAUGGAGGACCAAACGGGGAAGCAGGAGGAAACUGAAUUCCCCCGUAUUUACGUGGAAAGAACUUUGGCCAUUAUUAAGCCAAAUGCGAUUCACAAAAGUGUGGAGAUUGAAGACAUCAUUUUGACAUCGGGCUUUACUAUUUUACAGAAGAGGAAACUUCAGUUGAGUCCAGAACAGUCCAGUGACUUCUACACGGAACAUCAUGGAAAACUAGCCUUUCCCAAACUCACAGCAUACAUGAGCUCCGGUCCAAUCAUUGCUUUGACUCUGGCUCGAGACAACGCAAUAGGCCACUGGAAGGCCAUCAUUGGACCAGCCAAGUUCACAGAAAGUCACCCAGAAUGCCUUCGAGCAAAGUAUGCUACGUCUGAGCUGGAAAACGCUCUUCAUGGCAGCGAGUCAUUUCAUGUGGCGGAGCGCGAGAUCAAAUUCAUGUUCCCAAACACUCUAACUCUUCCCACAAGAGAGGAAACAGAAGAAUACCUGAGUCGUUAUGUGAACCAAACUUUGCUACAAGGACUCACUGAGCUCUGCAAGCACAAACCACUCAACCCUUGUGUUUGGCUUGCUGAGUGGCUCAUCAAAAACAAUCCAAACAAACCUCAAAUAUGUGAUGGAACUGUUGUAGAAGAAGCAGAAUGACAUCAGGGAAAAAGAGCAAAGAAAAAAAAACAUGAUAUUGCGAUACAUCAAUCAUAUUUAAAGAGGAAAUGCUUGUCUUUGCAGUGUGUUCAAUGCAGUCCCAUUAGUAUAAAAACACACAGAGCAUUCUGAUUGGAUGGAAUUAAGCAGGAAAAUCCACUCAUUUUUUAGGGUGUGGCCAUUUUGCCACAAACAUGACAUCAGUUACUCAGGGCUCAGGUAACAACCAAGCACGGCUCAGCUUGCAAAAUUCGCAUGACCAAACGAAAAAUCCUGAGCCUUAAUUGGUUCUUACCUGAGCCCUGAGCAACUGAUAUGUCAUUUUCAGACAAAAGCAGGUGCCAAAAUGGCCCUGAAAUGGAUGAAAAUAGCGGAAUUUUGCUGCUUAAUUCAUAUUCGACGAAUGUAAUAUUAAUUAAAAAACGUGUAGUUUUACCACAUAGAGCAUAUUUUUUUAAAAAUGUUUCACUUAUAAUAAUAUUGACAACUGUACUUCCAAUGCAAGUGAUAAUACUACUUUUAGAAACAGGUAAAAUCAGUUAUUCAAUCUGAUCUCAGUAACUUUUGUGUUAAAGUGUAAUCUGUUAUCAUUUAAAAAACUGAAGUAUUAAAAAUGAAAACGUGACAUGAGUUUAAGUCAUUGCACUAAGGUAGUUGCUGUUAAAAUUCUAUGAACAGUACAAAAACAAAGACAAACUUUGACUGUAAAUACAGUUUCUAUGAAUAUUCAAA
This is a messenger RNA of Syngnathus acus (greater pipefish), 1532 nucleotides long. Its product is annotated as nucleoside diphosphate kinase homolog 5-like. Gene Ontology annotation, molecular function: nucleoside diphosphate kinase activity. The transcript is spliced from 5 exons. NCBI's taxonomy places the organism in Eukaryota, Metazoa, Chordata, Actinopteri, Syngnathiformes, Syngnathidae. The record is from RefSeq and is a predicted model, not a curated record. Gene Ontology annotation, biological process: negative regulation of oxidative stress-induced intrinsic apoptotic signaling pathway; GTP biosynthetic process; CTP biosynthetic process. The coding region runs from base 159 to 800 and encodes 213 amino acids.